CGCCGCGGUAAAGCUCGACGAGAUACUCUACCGCACCAUACAGCCAGCUGGGUGACGGAUUUUUCGCUCGCCGCUCGCCGCCGUGUUCAAACCCGUCAAGAUACCCUUCCGCGCGACGUAGCCAACCGCAAUCAUGCCUCAGAAUGAGUAUAUGGAGCGCUUCCAGAAGCAGCAUGGAAGACGUCUCGACUACGAGGAACGGAAACGGAAGCGCGAGGCCAGAGAAGGGCACAAUGCAUCGUUCAAGGCGCAAAACCUGCGCGGUCUGAGGGCCAAGCAGUACGCUGAGAAGCGCCACAAGGAGAAGAUUGCUAUGAAGAAGCAGAUCCGCGCGAAGGAAGAGAAGAACGUCAAGAGCUCCGACGCCGCCGAACCGUCCAAGGAGGCCCUGCCGCAGUACCUGCUCGACCGCUCCAACACCAACAACGCGAAAGCUCUCUCAUCUGCUAUCAAGAACAAGAGGAAUGAGAAGGCAGCGAAGUUUAGUGUCCCGUUGCCGAAGGUGCGCGGCAUUUCUGAAGAGGAAAUGUUUUCCGUCGUCAAGACAGGAAAGAAGACAGCGAAGAAGGGCUGGAAGCGUAUGAUCACGAAACCGACCUUCGUCGGACCCGACUUUACUCGUAGGCCCGUGAAAUACGAACGUUUCAUCCGUCCGAUGGGUCUGCGUUACAAGAAGGCGAACGUAACCCACCCUGAAUUGGGUGUCACUGUCCAACUGCCCAUCAUCUCGGUAAAGAAGAACCCGCAGCAACCUCUGUACACCCAGCUAGGUGUUCUCACGAAAGGUACCGUGAUAGAGGUGAAUAUCAGCGAACUUGGACUCGUAACUGCUGGCGGAAAAGUUGCCUGGGGUCGUUACGCACAGGUUACCAACAACCCGGAGAACGACGGAUGCCUUAACGCUGUCCUCCUCGUUUGAUUUCGUGGCUCGGUUUGCAUUGCAUGGGCGUUCAGGCGAUAGGGGAUCGGAAUACGUUUGCUUCGAAGAAAGAGCCUACCAGAAUGGCACCUAGCGGGUGCAAGAGGAAAGACGGCAGUCAAAAAUACACAUUUUCCAGGCGUGGUGUUGAAGAGCGAUCCUGUGGUAUGGUCCGUGCAAAGCAGAAAACUAAAAUCAAGGCUACAGGCCAUCACAGUAGCAUAGGUAUCUACAAAGCUUUCAGGACCAA
This is a messenger RNA of Aplosporella prunicola CBS 121167, 1169 nucleotides long. RefSeq lists its product as uncharacterized. Lineage: Eukaryota; Fungi; Ascomycota; Dothideomycetes; Botryosphaeriales; Aplosporellaceae. The record is from RefSeq and is a predicted model, not a curated record. Gene Ontology annotation, cellular component: nucleolus; preribosome, large subunit precursor. The coding region runs from base 134 to 919 and encodes 261 amino acids. Gene Ontology annotation, biological process: maturation of 5.8S rRNA; maturation of LSU-rRNA. The transcript is spliced from 10 exons.